This is a messenger RNA of Exophiala mesophila, 1788 nucleotides long. RefSeq lists its product as uncharacterized. Gene Ontology annotation, biological process: glycolipid translocation; dolichol-linked oligosaccharide biosynthetic process. The record is from RefSeq and is a predicted model, not a curated record. The coding region runs from base 1 to 1788 and encodes 595 amino acids. The transcript has 2 exons. NCBI's taxonomy places the organism in Eukaryota, Fungi, Ascomycota, Eurotiomycetes, Chaetothyriales, Herpotrichiellaceae. Gene Ontology annotation, cellular component: endoplasmic reticulum membrane.
AUGGGAUCAGCUCCAGGAAGCGGCACCCUGCUACUAAUAUUUAUCCAAGUCACGUCUAGGGCCUUCACAUUUAUCGGUAAUCAAUUUCUGCUUCGCUUCCUUUCGCCAACCUUGUUGGGCAUUUCGGUCCAGCUUGAGUUGGUUUCCGUCACCAGUCUCUAUUUCGCUCGAGAUAGUCUCCGUGUAGCUCUACAGCGAGCCCCUCCCAAUCGGGAAGAUGGCAACACGGCCCAAAAGAGCGUCGUCAAGAGUGGUGUCCAGACGCAGAUAGUAGUCAACCUCUCCUACCUCGCCGUCGCGUUGGGAGUGGUUGUAUCUGUCAUUUUCGGGUGGUCUUAUCUCGCAUCCGCUCCAUCCGAGGCUCUGAACACUCCAUACUUUGAUAUUUCGUUCAAGAUUUAUAUUUUGGCCACCCUGGCUGAAUUGGCCGCUGAACCAAGUUUCGUUGUCAUUCAGCAAGAGGCCCUAUAUCAAGACAGAGCCCGAGCUGAAACCCUGGCCGCCAUGGCUCGAUGUAUUGUCGCUUGUCUCACAGCUCUGCUGGGACGUGCAAAGGGAUGGUCACCCUCGAUCCUUCCUUUUGCUACCGGACAAGCCGCCUAUGCUGUCAUCCUCUUUACACUAUAUCUCAUUCCGGUCCUACAGUCCUCGAGAAAAAAUCAUUUUCAUUUGAUGCCGCGUCUCAUGUCACCCAUCUCGACCUCGAAUUCAUCCGAAUCAUCAACGUGCCCGCCGUCAACAAGCGUUAGCUCACCAUAUUAUCUCUCCCUUCUUCACAUCCCUACACUUCACCUCGCCGCCACAAUGUAUAUGCAAUCCGUCUUCAAGCUUCUUCUCACCCAGGGAGAUGCGUUUGUCCUCUCACUUUUUUCUAGCCUGUCCGACCAAGGUGCCUUUGCCCUGGUAUCCAACUACGGAGGUCUUCUCGCCCGCUUAGUUCUCCAACCUGUCGAGGAGAGCAGUCGCAAUGUUUUCGGGCGACUGUUGUCUUCGAUUCCAGUCUCGUCUACAACGAGUACCAUGACUGAGCGAAAAUCUUGGUCAAAAGAUCACGAUUCAAAAUCGAAGGCGCUGAAGCAUCUGACCACAGUUCUUCGAAUCUACCUCCUCGUCACGCUCCCUCUCCUUUCGAUCGCUCCCGCUAUUCUUCCGUGGCUCACUCCUUACUUGCUCCCGCCCACCUGGCGUUCUCCUGCCACAACUUCUCUAUUGAGCUGCUAUGUCUAUUAUCUACCCCUUAGCGCCAUCAACGGGAUCCUUGAUGCAUUUGUCACCAGUGUUGCCACUCCCUCUCAAUUGAGGAGACAGAGCCUGUGGAUGGCCGCCUUCACCUGCAUCUACGCUGGUGCAGCAUGGAUAUUCCUCUCGAAAUUCGAUAUGGGGGCCCGUGGAUUGGUCUUGGCCAAUACGGUGAACAUGGGAGCGCGGGCGUUUUGGGGUCUAAGAUUUGUCUGGCACUGGGUCCAGGAGAACAGAGACGCGGCCAGGUUAGGGGCCGAGGAGAGCAAGGGGGCCACACCCAACGUGUGGAGAGAUGCAUGUCCGAACAUUGCCAGUGUCUGUGUCGCCAGUGUCGUCGGUGUCGUGGUCACUGGGCAUGGAAUACUGUGGGAUCGCAAUGGGUCAAUGUCGGUAUCGCAGCAAUGGGGCGGCAUCGGGGCGGGUACAGUGUUAUUGGCAACAUCCAUCGUCAUCACCGAAGGCGAUUUCCUGGUUCAGCUCCUGCGAGACCUUGUACCUCCUCGCCUUGUGGCGCGUAUCCCAUAUUUGCAGCCGGAUCGCAAGUGA